CCAGUUGCCACUCGCCAGACAGUUUUGGAGUGAACGCGUUUGUGUUCGGUCCGUCCGAGCCCGUUCGGUAAAUGCGCGUUUGUGUGUGUGUGUGUGUGUGUGUCUGUGACGUCGUCGAGAAUAUCUCUUGAUAUAAAAAAAAACGUCGUAGGUAUAUCCCGAAACCGUCGCAAUAGCAAUAAUUACGUUAUAUUUUAAUAAUAAUUCUCGUUCGAGACUCCACCGACGGCAAAAUAAAUGUUACAGCAGUACCUACUACUCUGACAAUAAUAAUAACACAUCAUAACUUGACUCCGCGGUGACUGCUGCAGGUGGAAAACAGACGUAUUACCACAGAAGAAGAGAAGAAGGCGUAUUCGUUGUCGUUUUGUUUUUGUUGUUGUUGUUGUCGUCGUCGUCGUUAUCGUCGCCGCUGCCGCCGAUCCGUAUCGUAACGAUAUCGCCGGUACACCUGUGCGCCGGAAACACCAUUGCACCUUGAUGUGCACCGUCAGCGGCUACAGCUGAUCGUUGAGACACGACCGUCGCCCUCGCACCCGAAGACAUGUCCGGUUUACAGCAGCAACAGGAACAGCACCAACAGGUGAACAUCAAAAUGGAACCGACGGGACCCGGAAGCCCGACGCCGGCCCCGGUCAACAGCAACCUGGUGGUCCGGGUGGACCAGAACUCGGAGACGGACUUGCAGGCGCUGUUCGACACGGUGCUGAAGCCGGACGGCAAGAAGCCGCUGCAGUUGCCGCUGCGCAUGCGCCAGCUGCCCAAGUCGUUCUUCAACCCUCCGUCCACCGGGUCCAAGUCGCCGUCCAUAUCGCACAGUCGCGAGAACUCGGGAGACUCGGCGUUCGGGCCCGCGGCCGCGGGACAGCCGUGCCCGGUGCCGAUGCACUCGCGCGCGCACAGCUCGCCCGCCUCGUUGCAGCAGACGUACGCCGUCGGCGUGGCCAAGCAACAGCAACAGCAGCAGCAACAGCACGCCAAGCAGCGCAGCUACGACGUGUCCAGCGCCAUCGACGAGCUGGGACCGCUGCCGCAGGGAUGGGAACAGGCUCGGACUCCCGAAGGACAGAUUUACUAUUUGAAUCACCUCACCAGAACGACCCAAUGGGAAGAUCCGAGAAAGAGCUUGGCUGCUCAGGCAGCGAACCAACACCAGCGCAGCGCCGAACAAUUACUAAGUCCCGGCAACGACAGUGGAUCUAGCACGAACGCCACCAGCACACCCACGAACUCGCCACCGCACAUCCAUUCGACCCUCCAAGGAACUAACAAAAACGUGACACUGGGACCGCUGCCGGACGGAUGGGAACAAGCUGUCACUGGGGAUGGAGAGACUUAUUUCAUAAACCACAUUGCCAGAACCACAUCGUGGUUCGAUCCGAGAAUACCCGUUCAUUUACAAAGAGCGCCAACGUCGGGCGCCGUGUUGCCUUCCGGUUCAGCGUCGUGGCUGUUGAACGGUGCUUCCGGUUUGUCACAGUCACUCCAAGUCACUCAACAAAAGCUCAGGUUACAUUCACUUCAAUUGGAACGUGAACGUUUAAAGAGUCGCCAACAGGAAAUUAUCCGUCAGCAAGAUCUGAUGUUGCGCCCAGGUCAGACGAACAACGACCUCGACCCGUUCCUAUCGUGCAGCAGCAGUAGUGUAGAUCAUUCGCGGCAAGAAUCGGCUGACAGCGGCUUGGGUCUGGGAAACAACUACUCACUGCCGCAUACUCCCGAAGACUUUUUGUCGUCAAACAUGGACGACAAUAUGGACUGUACUUCAGAGAGCGAUAAUCCGGGUCCUUCAUCCGACAUGUCGGUAGUCGAUUCACAGGAAAUGGCCACGUUGGAUGUCACCGACGACUUAGUCCCGUCGCUUCAAUUAGGGGACGAAUUUGGUAAUGACAUUCUGGACGAAGUAUCAUUGUUGAUCGACCCGAACAAUAAACCAGGAUCGAUUUUGACUUGGCUUUAAAAACACGUCUCGCACAUUAACUGUUUUUAUAAGUUUUUUCUUUUUUUUUUUUUUUUUUUAAUGUCACCCUCAUUAAGAAGGUUAAAAAUUAUAUUAUAUAAAUAUAUAUUUAUUUUGUGUGUGCGCGUACGCGUUCACAAGAUAUGUUUGUCAUAUUAACCUAGUCUAAGAAAUAUGAACGUAUGUAUUGUAUGUGUGUCGAAUGACGUGUUAAAAAUUUUGUAUGACGUUAUAUUAUAUUAUUAUAUUAAUAUAAUGUAGAGUAUAUCACCCCGGCUCGGCGGUGUUAUUGCGCGUGUGUCACGUAACCGAUUAUCGAUUGUUCCGAUUUAGGUGUGUAUUAGAUUAUAAUAAAUAUUAUUGUUAUCAAAGACCAAUGCACGUAAGCACUGGCGAAUCGGAUUAUAAAAUAAAAACAAAACUCCAUAGUAUAGCUUGGAGUUUAAAUUUCGAAACAUAUCGUGGUCGAAAGUAUCGCCGGCUCUAACCCCACGCCAAGGCGUACACGCAAAACAAGCAUUUAAACGAAUUAUUUGGCUAAUCGUGUAGGUAUUAUGUAAUAGUAGUGGACAGCUCAUUUAUAUCGACGGAAACUUCAAUAGAUUUGCCGUUUUAUUUUUUUAUUUUCGUUCACUGCCAAAAUGAAAAGGGUUAAAUUUUACAGGGUAUUAUGACAAUUUUUUUAUUUCAAACAUAUAUUAAACAUAAUAUUAUGUAAGGUGAUUAUUUUUAAUACAUAUUUUUCAAUUUCUCUAUAAAAAUAGGUACAACAAGACUUUUACAAGUACUAUAUUCGCACUUGUCUCUAAAACGUCCGAACUUAUUCAUACAUUUUCAAUGUCCAUAGACUUUUAUAACUUGCAAAUGACAACAAAUUAAUGUAGGUAUACCAUAUAGAUACAUACGACAUAAUUUUUAACGAAUUUACAUAAUUAAAAUUGUCGUUAUCGUCUACCUAUAUCAAAUGUGAAUAGAUAUAUAAAUUAAUUUUUUUCUGACCAAUAUAUUGAAAGAUUUGCAUUGAAAGUAAUUAUCCUGCGUGUACGCGUACUAUAUAAUAUUAUGUAGGUAAAUAUAUUUUUUUAAUUUAAAUAAGUAUGACAAAUUGUGUGUGUUGUGUAUUUGCGUUUAAAUAACGCUAAUUAUUAAUACGAUAAAAUUUUUUCGUACUGAUCAAAACAACGAGUGCCUUAAAAAACUUAAGCAAUAUUUAUGUAACCGUCCUUAUUUGUUGAAUAUAUAUGUUGAAUGCGCGGAAACGUUUUAUUUAUCUUGUUGACAGUAUUAAGUUUAUAUUAUUAUGUAUUUUUGUUCUCAUAAUAUAUUUUUUAAAUUAUAGAGUUGCAAAUGACAAUCGUACUUAAGUUCUCGCUACGAGCGUAUUUAUCCACCUAGAGUGGAGCGCCAUACGGCAGCGAGUUAUCAAUCGACCCUCCCCUACUCCUUUACUUUUACAAUAGCACACUUAAAUUUGCUCGUAUAAAAUUUAUUCUUGUGCUUCAUGAAUCAUUUUGUAAUAGUGCAGGUAGCUGUUUAGGUUGGUAAUGAUGUUUUUAUUACGAAUCAACUGUAAAUAAUAAUAUUAGUUAUGAAAAUAAUUAUAAUAAGAUUGAAAAAACAACAACAAAAAACCACCAUCAUGCCACCAAGCAUGGGCUAUACAUGAAGUUGUUGUUAUAUAGGUAGUAUAAAUAAAUAUAUAUAUAUAUACAUUCAUACAUUUAUUAUGUUUAGUUAAAUUUGCUCAACUGUGAAGUUGGAAUAUUAUUUCGAUUAUCUAUAUUAAAGAUGUACUUCUUUUUACGUGUUAAGUUUAAAUUAAUUGUAUGUUGUUCAUAAUGUAUUUCAAAAAUUGAUAAUUAUAAGUGAUAAUGUUAGUAAAAAUGAAAAAAUAAAAAAUAAAAAAAAUGGAGCUUUGAAAAUAUACUUAGUUGAUCAUUAGUUGUUCUUUUUGACAUCGUUUAAAUGAAUUAUUAUACCUAUGUUUUUUUUUUUACUAACUCUAAAAUUUACGUUUUAAUUUUAAACCAUAUAUUAUAUUAAUAAUAUUAAGACUGUUUGUUCUUUAUAUAAAUUAUUAUAUCAAUUGUGUCGUAUAUUAUGUACAUUUAUAUUAUUAGAAGUUGUAAAAUUUUAUGUAAAUGUGUGUGCAAUUCAGCCCUAUAUUUAUCUAAUAAUAUUAAUAAAAACAAGAAGAAAAUAAUCCGACCAUGAUAUGAAACCAUAUUAUAAUUAUUAUUAAUUGUGUAUAAAAAUAUAAUCGUAUAAUGUAUAGGUACAGACGUUGAAAGAAUGUUUCGACAAACCGCGAAUAUAUCGUUUUAGCAAUAUAGUCUAUUAUAUAUUAUUAUAAUAUAUUACUUCGUUUGUGCCGAAAAUAUACCGUAUAUUAUACAUGCCUGGCAUCUAAAUUAUAAUGUAUAUUAUAAAUAUAUAUAUAAAUAAUAAUAUAUACGUUGGAGAAUUAUGUGCCUAUUUUUGUAAUGUUAAACAAAUUUAUAUAAUAUAUAUUACAAAUAAAUGUAUUUUUUUUAUUCUUAA
This is a messenger RNA of Aphis gossypii (cotton aphid), 4501 nucleotides long. RefSeq names its product transcriptional coactivator YAP1 (gene yki). The record is from RefSeq and is a predicted model, not a curated record. NCBI's taxonomy places the organism in Eukaryota, Metazoa, Arthropoda, Insecta, Hemiptera, Aphididae. The coding region runs from base 545 to 1960 and encodes 471 amino acids. The transcript is spliced from 7 exons. Gene Ontology annotation, cellular component: nucleus; cytoplasm. Gene Ontology annotation, biological process: hippo signaling; positive regulation of transcription by RNA polymerase II. Gene Ontology annotation, molecular function: protein binding; transcription coactivator activity.